AUGAUGCUUUUCGUUUUGCCAUUUUUGGUCACAAUUUUCGGAUUGGGUGAGUUUUUUUUUGCGAUUUUUGAUUGAUCAAACUAAAUAUAUAUAAAAGUAAUGAAAAUGUGACAUAUUUUUGCGAUAAGAUAGAAAGAACAUUUUGAUGGCUCGUAAAAAAUUGUCAGAAAUGAUAUUCGAAAAAAUGGAGCAAAGAAUUACGGUGAUGUUUGGUUUAGGAACAUUUUCGAGAAACUUUUUCACGUGGUUUUGAAAAUUAUAAAUAAUCUUAUUUUUGAAAUUUCAAACUAAAUGAGAUAAAUUUUCCUCUUAACUCUGUGAUAUUUUCUUUUAGCUUCAUCAAUCCCAACUCAAACCAAAGAUAACUCCCCUGUUGUAAUUCCCGCUUGUCCCGCUGGUUCUCGUCCACUUCUUCGUCCAGAUGGUCAACCACGAAAAUGUCUUCCCCAUCAAAAUUCAUUGUGCAUAAAUGCUUUGCCAGAUAAACCAAAUGCGGAUACAGUUUGCUGUUAUCACAAUCAAGUUGAUUAUUAUUGUUGUUUGGAUACAACUGAACAACAAUGUCCAGAUUAUCAUCAGGUUACUGUAGUUAUUCACAAUUCAUUUCCACAAAAUCCAUUUGCAUUGAAAUCGUUCUUCUUCAAAGAUGGAAUUGAUGAUGAGGUAAGAAGAUUGGGACAGUAGUUCAUUCCGAAACCUUAAAUUUUUUUGCAGAUCAUUGAUGCUACUUUUGGCCGAGGUGAAAAUGGAAUUCAAAACGAGGGAGGACUUUUAGUUCGACAUAAUGAAAUCACUAAACACUAA
Molecule: messenger RNA, 804 nt
Organism: Caenorhabditis angaria
Lineage: Eukaryota; Metazoa; Nematoda; Chromadorea; Rhabditida; Rhabditidae
Source: the annotation of a GenBank genome assembly